Messenger RNA from Hirundo rustica (Barn swallow), 2097 nucleotides. RefSeq names its product coagulation factor V-like. The record is from RefSeq and is a predicted model, not a curated record. The transcript is spliced from 7 exons. Lineage: Eukaryota; Metazoa; Chordata; Aves; Passeriformes; Hirundinidae. Bases 113 to 910 code for a protein of 265 amino acids.
GGAACUUUGAGGAGCAUGAAGGAGAGACUCAUGAAGCAGGCUCCUGGGGAGAGAGAAUUGCUGCUGUGAGCUUGAGGAAAGUUAGCUCGAUUAAAUAAUUACAGGACAUACAAUGCUUGGAGUACAGCAGUGGAGGAAGAACUCCCUUGGAUCCAGGUGGACUUUCGAAGACAGGUUUUGCUCACUGGGAUACAAACACAGGGAGCCUAGCAGUUUUUUAAGUCCUUGUACAUCCAGAAGUAUUUUCUUGUUUACAGCAAAGACAAACGGACAUGGAACACCUUCAAAGGAGACAGCUCACCAACAGGAAAGGUACAUCAGACUCUACCCCACCGAGUUCUACAACAGGCCUACUCUUCGCAUGGAGCUUCUGGGCUGUGAAGUAGAUGGUUGCUCUUUGCCCCUUGGAAUGGAAAGUGGAGAGAUCAAGAACACCCAGGUAACAGCCUCAUCUACUAAGACAUCCUGGUUUAACACGUGGGACGCUUCACUUGCUCGUCUCAAUCAGAGUGGAAAGAUGAACGCCUGGCGAGCCAAGUGGAACAACAACCAACAGUGGCUGCAAAUCGAUCUCCUCACAGCUAAGAAGAUCACUGCUAUUGCCACACAGGGGGUCACGUCCAUGUCAGCCAAAAACUUUGUGAAAACCUAUGUUCUUCUGUACAGCAACGACGGCUCCGAGUGGAAAUCCUACACAGAGGGUUCAAGCUCAGUGCCAAAGGUUUUCUUGGGUAAUGCAAACAGCAAUGGGCACGUCAAGAAUUUUUUAAACCCACCCAUCCUGUCCAGGUUCAUCCGCAUUGUUCCAAAAACAUGGUACCGUGGGAUUGCCCUUCGGGUAGAACUCUAUGGCUGUGAUUUUGGUGGGGGUCUGGCUGUGAAAAGGACUGACAGGUCUGGGAGCUCUUAACCUGCCAGCAGUCAUCAUGCAGAACAAGAUUGUUUGCUAAGAAACCCUAAAAACAGUCAUGCUUAGUAGUUUGGAUGUGUGCUUCGUCAAAGGAACAUGAUGUUUUACCAGCGGGAUUGAGAGAUUUCCCUGGCAGGUGUUUCAUUCCCACAAAUACACAGCUCAGAAAACAGCUUCUUUUCUCUGGGAAGGAAUGGUAGUCCCUUCUAAUUAGUAUUAUCCCUUCUUCGUUAUAACCAGUACUCUGUGUUACUUUUUACUUAAUUUUAAAUCCCAGAUCCCUAGGAAUGGAGACUCUGGCCUUGAUCCUGAACGCUGACUAGCUCCAUUUUGUAACGCUUUUGCAGCACAGACGAGGAAUAGAAAGCUAUAGCAGGUGGGUGUUCUGAGAGGGAACGCCAGUGCUGAUCUGGAGCUGUGGUGCUGCAUUCCAGCAGUGCCUUGGUGAGAAGUGAUUGCAGGGGUGGCCUCUCCUCCACGUCUUUCACCUGCACUGUGGCAAAGGCAGGACGUGUCUCAGCACUGAGGUAUGCACAGCCCCUUCUCUGGGAAUGUGUGCGGGCAUUGUCGCUUUGGUUCUCGCAUACCCAGCACGCCUGAACGCUGUGGAUUUCACAUAAUUCACCUGCAGUGCCCCGGCGAGGACAAAGGGGGUCAGCAGUGCCUUUUCCAUCCCAGAAAUGAGAAGGGAUCCGAUUUAACCCGGCAGGUCAUGGAACAGCAACGGGAGAACCAAAAUGAGAAUUCAGAACUCCGGAUGCUCAGUCCCACAAACGCUUUCAGACUGUUGGGACAGGGAGCUCCCUUGGUGAAGAAAGCUUUGAGAACUGCAGCUGUUCAGUGGCAGCACAGCCUGGGGGUGGCAGAGGAGGAUUAGGUGAAACUGGGUGACAGAAACAUCUGCAUCUUCUCUUACAAUUUAACGGUGUUUACACUAAUGGAAAUACUCUUGUGCAUAGAUUUUACAUGGAUUUUUUUUCCCAGGAUGACUACAUCUGAAAACAGAUACCCAGUCCAUGAAGUCAUUAUUCCAACAGAAUGUUAGCUAAGCUUUCAGUAGUGUUCUGGGCUUCUGUCCUGUAAAUUGUUUAUUUGCAGCACUUCACUUAUCACACUAGUACCAUUCAGCAGGCCGGAUUUUUAAAGUAAGUUGGUCUUUGAACCUUGGAUGGUGUUAGCCAGUUUUA